UGAUUUUUGCUCAACGAGACUCCAUGCCAAAUCCAUGUCUGUUUUGCACCCUCUCACUCUGCAUCUCUCCAUCUCUUGAUCAUCAGUCCCAUCUCUGAAAUCCCAUCUCCAAACAGACCUGACGCUAGCCUCUCUCUGUUUUCCAUGGCCGCAAUUACAAGCUUCUUAUUCAAACCGCUCUCUUCUUUCGCCACCAUCCCUAAAAUCAACUCUCUCUGCUUCCAUAGUUCCUUUCUGCCCUUGGUGUCUGAUCCCAAGCCUCUGCCAAGAAAACUUUUAACAAGCCGAACACACUUUGUCACAAAGGCAGCAGCCGCAUCAGGUACUGAACAGGUUAAAGCUAAAGAUAGAGUAAAGCAAGUACACAGCAUAGAAGAAUUCGAUGAAUCCCUCAGAAUGGCCAAAAACAAGCUCGUAGUGGUAGAGUACGAGGACAGCCACAGUUACCGGAGCAGUAAAAUCUACCCAUUCAUGGUGGACCUCAGCCGGACAUGCAGCGACGUUGAAUUCCUUCUGGUAAUGGGUGAUGAAACGGGGGAAACUAGGGAACUUUGCAAGAGAGAAAAAAUUAAAAAAGUUCCGCACUUUAGCUUUUACAAGAACAUGGAGAAAAUCCACGAAGAGGAUGGUAUUCGUCCAGAUGUGCUCAUGGGAGAUGUAUUAUACUAUGGAGAUAACCAUUCUGCAGUGGAGCAACUGCAUAGCAGGGAGGAUGUGGAGAAAUUGAUUGAAGAUCACAAGGUUGAUCACAAGCUGAUAGUACUUGAUGUGGGGUUGAAGCAUUGCGGGCCAUGCGUGAAGGUGUAUCCGACGGUGGUUAAGCUCUCGAGGCAAAUGACGGAAACGGUGGUUUUUGCACGCAUGAAUGGAGAUGAAAACGAGAGCUGCAUGCAGUUCUUGAAGAAGAUGGACGUGGUGCAGGUGCCCACAUUUUUGUUCAUCAGAGACGGUGAGAUUUGCGGAAGGUACGUGGGUUCGGGUAAGGGGGAGCUUAUUGGUGAGAUCCUUCGAUACCAAGGAGUUCGUGUAACAUAGAAUCAAUUAAUUCUGUCACGAUGAAUAGCGAAAUUAUCUCUUCCUACUCUUUUUAUUUAGGAUAUAUAGCUAUAUCUAUAUUAUAUCUAUAUAUAGUCACUUAAAACCAAGUGAGGCAAAGUGGAUUUGGUUGUGCAAAUCUUGAUGAUUGUAUUACUUUAUAAAUGAAAUUGGAUAUGACUAAAGAUUAAAAUGAAAAA
Molecule: messenger RNA, 1235 nt
Organism: Juglans regia (Persian walnut)
Lineage: Eukaryota; Viridiplantae; Streptophyta; Magnoliopsida; Fagales; Juglandaceae
Product: thioredoxin-like protein CDSP32, chloroplastic
Exons: 1
Coding region: 145-1035 (296 amino acids)
Molecular function (GO): oxidoreductase activity, acting on a sulfur group of donors, disulfide as acceptor
Source: RefSeq, a predicted model, not a curated record